AUUAAAUGAAGAUGUCAAAUACAGCAUUAGACUCCUGCCUCUGUGCUGACAGUUAUUCUCCAGGUGCUUUCAGCGGAGAUUUAGUAAAGGGGAUGAUGCUGAUGUGCACACAAAGACUGUCCUUAUGAAGCCAGAAACAUCUUAGUGUCUGCUCCCCAUUCAAUACGAGCCAGGCACAAAACCAAAAAACUCGAGUGAAAGAAAAGGACGUGGCAUCAGCAGCAAAAAAAAAGCAGCUUAAUCAUCACCUGCUGUGCUCUGCAGCUUUGGGAGCUCCUCUGAGAACAUCAUCGCUCAUGCUCAGCAGAAAAUGUACCAGCUCUGCAGGACAAGGGACAACACAGAGAGUAGAGAGGACUCUCCUCCACUUCAUACGCUCUCCCAGAAGAAGUUGUAUUGAUUGCCACUUUACUCUAAGAGUGCUGCUACAGCUCCUGGGGGGGUGCCGCUGAUAUUGUCCUGGAAACCUCCGUCGUGCUACCUGCAGCCUGCUGUGUCGUGGGUCGCCGUCAGGAUGUCAGGCUGUGCCAAACGCUGCAAACAAGGACUCGUCAAGUUUGUCAUUUCCCUGCACAGACUGCUCACGGGGACUCUCAUUAAAGAUAAAGCCGACGAUGACCUGGAGAUGACGAUGGUGUGUCAUCGACCAGAGGGCCUGGACCAGUUAGAAGCUCUAACCAACUUCAACAAAAGAGAGCUUCAGGUUCUCUACAGGGGCUUCAAGAAUGAGUGUCCAAGUGGAGUUGUAAAUGAGGAAACCUUCAAGCAAAUAUACUCACAAUUCUUCCCUCACGGAGAUGCCAGCACCUAUGCUCACUACCUGUUCAAUGCAUUCGACACAGCACAGAGCGGCUCCAUCAAGUUUGAGGAUUUCGUCACAGCUCUGUCCACCCUGCUGAGGGGCUCCAUCACCGAGAAGCUGCAGUGGACGUUUAACCUCUACGAUAUCAACAGAGACGGCUACAUCAACAAAGAAGAGAUGACAGACAUCGUCAGAGCCAUAUAUGACAUGAUGGGCAAGUACACUUACCCUGUCCUGAAAAACGACGCACCCAAACAGCAUGUGGAUGCCUUCUUUCAGAAAAUGGACAAAAACAGAGACGGUGUGGUCACUCUCGACGAGUUCAUCCUGUCUUGUCAAGAGGAUGAAAACAUCAUGAGGUCUCUACAACUCUUUGAGAAUGUCAUCUAGAGAAAAGAGGGAGCCACUGAAACAGACAGAAGCACAGAGCAGGAGGAGAGGAGAGAACAAAGAAGAAAGAAAGGGAAGAAUGAAUGAGAUGAGGAUAAGAACACGCGGGGGAGAAAGAGCUUGCCGCGUUCCAUGUGAUGGUCGCCACAGAACUUCACGGAACGCAUCUUUGCUGUGUGAAAUCCAUGGCAACCACUGUUUUUUUGGAAAAUGUCCUUCAGACUUUCACCCUUCAUUUGACCUUUCCGUGAACAUUCAUUCCUGUAGCCUCCAGGUUCUCUUGUUUGUCUGUUGUCUUGUUGGACGGUGUGUACUUCAUGUCAUCAUGUAAAUACUAUCAGUUUAUGUCAAACAGGACUGGAACUCCAGCUUAGAAGUGAGAUCAACUGAGUGCAUACUUUGUGCAUUCGAGGCUUAAAUAAUGUUCUUUUUUUUGUGUCAAUACAACAAACGUGAGCAAUAUUUGUGAAGCAUGCAAGACCAGAGGCCUACAGUUACUUUAACACAUGUAUAGUGCCAUAAAAGAAAAACCUAAUCGUCUUGCUAAGUGGCUCCGUUCUGGAGGACAGGUCCGGGUGAAGCAAUCUCAUCUGUGGUCCGACAAACACCAAAUUCAGACGCAGACAUGUGCAGGCUUGCACAACUGAGUGUGACGUCAGGCGGCCUGCCACCGCCUUACAUCUGGUGGCAGCUUACGACGGCGUCCUCCCUCCCCAAAAAAGCCCUUGUUACUCCCACUGUGUGUGUUCCAGUGGUGUCCAGUGUUUCAGUGUUGUAAUGAUGCGACUGUAGAUAUUUAAGUGUUGUUGUACCCGUGGCUUCUUGUCACCGUCUGGAGCGAUUUGUGUCCGUCUGUGUUUCUGACUCUGACUGUCUUAUCUAAUUGUUUUCCUGUCAAAUGCGAUGUCAUGUUAUUUUUCUAUACCUGGCAUUUAUUGUGAAAUGAAGAGUUGAAAGAGUUCCACACUGGGGAGGGGUGUGCAUGCAUCUAAAUGUGUGGUGCCUUGGUUUGAAGUUUUUAUUUAUUUAUUAAAGUGUCUUUUAUUAUUUUAGCACACAAUAGUUUCAUCUCGUGGACACUGCGGUGAUUCCAGCUGACCCGGUCGUGUGUCUGCCACAGAGGAGAGUUUUGUUGUUGAUUCUGUCUGUUGAAAAUAUCAACUCAGAGUGACCAACCUUUCACUGUGAGGGAGAGACAGACAGAGGGAGGGAGGGAGGGAGGGAGGAGGACGGAUGCUGGGAGGAGGACGGACGAUGAGAGUAAAGACCUUUUCACUGAUUCUGAAGGAAUGGAAGCCAUGUUUCAAACGAGAGCCAUUGUUGUGAAGACAGAGCAGGCCACGAACACACACACACACACACACACACACACACACACAUUUCUGAAUGAUUUUACUGUCAUGCCCACUCACUGUGCUGCCAACAGAGAAGCCUCGCUGAGAGCAGAUAUGUAUCCACACAUUAUUCAUGACCGACCGAUGGACAGGAAGACAAACAGAUAGACAGGCCUACUGACACAGAGACAGUGAUUGUCAGAAUGAAAUAAUGUGUGUAUAGAAAUAUUGUAUAAAAUCAUUAUAUUUAUCAAUAAACUUUUCAGCAAACAAAAGUGA
Molecule: messenger RNA, 2805 nt
Organism: Solea senegalensis (Senegalese sole)
Lineage: Eukaryota; Metazoa; Chordata; Actinopteri; Pleuronectiformes; Soleidae
Product: Kv channel-interacting protein 1-like
Exons: 10
Coding region: 515-1192 (225 amino acids)
Biological process (GO): regulation of potassium ion transmembrane transport
Cellular component (GO): voltage-gated potassium channel complex
Molecular function (GO): potassium channel regulator activity; transmembrane transporter binding; calcium ion binding
Source: RefSeq, a predicted model, not a curated record